Molecule: messenger RNA, 3026 nt
Organism: Chenopodium quinoa (quinoa)
Lineage: Eukaryota; Viridiplantae; Streptophyta; Magnoliopsida; Caryophyllales; Amaranthaceae
Product: copper transporter 6-like
Exons: 1
Coding region: 227-751 (174 amino acids)
Biological process (GO): intracellular copper ion homeostasis; copper ion transmembrane transport
Cellular component (GO): plasma membrane
Molecular function (GO): copper ion transmembrane transporter activity
Source: RefSeq, a predicted model, not a curated record
UAAGAAUCUGUUAUUUAUAUAACCCUUUUCUUUUAGAAGGAGCAAUCCUUUACUUUAAAAUAAAGUGUACAUAGCAACAGUUUAUUAGAUUAAAACUAUAUUCCUAUAAACAGAAAUCAAAAUUCUAUAUAGAAACCCUCUGGUGUCAAUUAAAUAUCACUCGCCUUUGAUCAUAUAAAAUCCCUACCCUAGUCAUCAUAGGCAAUACUGCUAGUGCUAAACUAUAAUGCAGUAUCUCUUCAAAACCAUUCAUCACCAGAUUUACCAUCACAAUCUCACUGCACUACCUCCACUACCGCUGUCCCCAUUUCCAUCCCCGUUGCUAUCCCCAUCACCAUCAUCUUCAAUUCCUACUGGGACCCACAAGAUGGCGUUCCACACGGCAUUUUACUGGGGCAAAGCACAUCAGAUUCUGUUCCCUGGCUGGCCUGGUACAAGUACUGGUAUGUAUGUUGUGGCUGUGUUGUUGGUCUUCUCCCUAGCCAUUUUGGUAGAAUGUCUCGCCUAUUGCCAUAUCAUUAAACCCGGCCCAAACCAAGUUGCAGCCUGCUUUUUUAGAACCGGGAUGCGAGCUAUCCGAGCUGGGAUGGCUUACAUGGUAAUAUUGGCUGUUAUGUCUUACAAUGGCGGUAUAUUCAUAGCAGCCGUUGUUGGACAUACGAUAGGGUAUUUAAUUUUUGGAAGUGGGCUUUAUUUGAAGUCUGAUGGGCGUCUGUUAUCGAAUUUUGGAAUUGGGCAUUCCAAAAUAUGAUGCAUUCUUUGUUCUUGUGUUUGUGUUGAACACUUGAAUUGUUAAGUUUGGAGCUUUACGCUGCAUUUGUCAGCAGAUUUUUUUUUUAUUUUUUUUUUUUCCUUUGGGUGAAUUAGUGAUGGUAAAACCAAAAUUGCGAAUAAUUUGUGAUUACUUGGGAAGUAAAGUAAAAUUGCAAUGCAACUCCUGAUGAAUAAUGAACAAACUCACGCUGAUGAAUGCCGCAGUGUCAAGUAAUCAAAAUCACUAGAACCGGUUUACAUUCAGCUCUGAUUAUAUUAUCUACUUCGUAAUUUCUAAUUAUUGAAAAGCAUCACAUCAUAUGACAUAACAUUACACUAAAUCAUAUUAUAAUAUCUGAAUUUGUAAUAGUACUAAGAUAGCUUGGCACGAAAGAAAAAUGAUAUAGAUUUAUAGUCUUUAGCAAAUCAUAAUUUGUAUAAUUAACAACAAAUAAUGGCAAAACUGUAUCUGUUAGUAUUAUUUUCUAAUGCCUGCAUCAUGCAGUCACGUCUAUGACAUUUGAUUUGGAAUAUAAGUUAGAUAAAGAACUCACCCCAUUCACUGAAUUUAUAUUGGCCGUAACAUCUAGAUUAGAUGCAACCAAUUAUAGACAACUCCCUCUCAACCUUCCCCAAAAAAACAAAAGAUAAAAACUAAAAUAAAUUUGAAUUGAUUAAAAACAAUAAAAGAAGAGAGAAUCUGAUUCUGCUUGACAAUAAUUUUUUAAAUGCAUAUAACAUACCACCUUCUAACACAAAGUAUAUCAGAUGUGAUUCUCUGUUCCUUCUAUAUCCUUCUGUUUGGUUGAUGGAUUAGGGUAAAAAAAAAUAAAUAAAUAAAAAAAAAAAAAAACAGACACACACUUGAUUUCGGUUUCAUUAUAUACUUGCAUUGUAAUUUACCUGAUUAGAGGUCACAACCUUUGAUAUGUUGCCCGUGUUAAGUAAAUAUAGGUUCUCAAACCAUAAGGAAACUCCGUACAAAGGCUAGUCAAUGAACAUGUUAUCCAAAAGUAAAUCACAAUUUUGUGCUUGAUAAAGUUUUAUUCCCUUUGUCAAAUUAUUAUCGAAGUUGAAUUAUGUUAAAAUCACUAAUUUUAUUGUAUGCUAUUUCAUAAGGUGAAAAGUACAAGCCUUACCGACCUACCAAUACUCAAACAUGACUUUGGAAAACGAAGGUGGGAAUCGAACUUCUGUUGAGUUUUUUAUUUUUGGAUUAAAUUUUUCGAGUAGUGCGGUGCUCUCCCUUUAUUCCUUUAUUUUAUUACCCACAUUUCAUGGUACAAUUUGCAUACACCUAAAAAGUAAAUUCGAUCCUUAGAAGGUGCUGGUAGGUUCCACGGCAAGGACAAGAUCCUUAAUUAUCCAUCACAACUUGCAAAUAACGCAUACAAAACAUGAUCUUAAAUUCUUAAUAACCCAUUUUUCUCAUUAUUUUUCCCUAUAUAUAACCCUAUUUGUCUGCAGCAAACAAUCCAACUUGUGUGCGAAAUUCAACUCAAUAUCAAAUUUGAUCUCAAAGUUCUAAGCUUUAAAACCCUAACCCAUAAAAAUGCAAUCCAUGAUGCCAUAUCAACGCGGCUUCUUUGGCCGCCCUCUAGAAGUGUUUGAUCCUUUCUCCCUUUACUUUUGGGAUGACUUUCCCUUCGACUUCCCAGCCUUCCGAGCACCACCACUCAUGCCUCCUCCACGGCCACUACUACCGGAAAUGAGGGGAAUGGUGCCUAGGACUAAGAUUGAGUACAAGGAAACCCCCGAAGCUCAUCACUUCAAGGCUGAGCUUCCGGGGGUGAGAAAAGAGGAUGUGAAGGUGAAACUAGAGGAGGGUGGGAGGAUGAUCCAUGUCAGUGCCAAAUCGAAGCGUGAGAAUGAGGAAAAGAAAGACAAUUAUCAUCAUGUAGAGCGCGGUUAUGGAGAGUUUAUGAGUAAGUUCACGUUACCUCCUAAUGCCAAACCCGAGCAUAUGAGGAGCUCUGUGGAUAACAAUGGAGUGCUCACCAUCACUAUUCCUAAGGAGAAAAUACAGCAAUCCAAUUACCAGUAACCUACUCCACUUUGUACCAUGUUGGAGUAUAAUGCUUUAAAUUAAUGCAUGCAUGUCAAGUAUUUAUGUUAUUAGUACCAUGACAUGCCAUUGAAUGAUACGUUAUAUAUAACGAAUAAACGCAUAUCUUACAAGCUUCGGAUUAAAGUUGUACACUCCCGUCACUCUGUAUAGUUAAGAGUACCUUCUACUUUUUAAUGAAUAAUGAAUAAUAAAUUUAUUGUGAAAA